AUUAGUCUUGGUGCACCCUACAGAAUAAUUGUCGUUAUUAUCUACAUAAUUACUAUUAUAUGCUGUGGUAUAAAAACAUUCAAAAUUGACCUUGUUUAACAUAUUAUAAUCUAAUUGUCUUUAAACCCGAUGUCUCGUAUAGACAAUUAAGAUAAUAAGACAGCUUUCAAAUUACAUACCAUUAAGACAAAGGAUUAACAAUGAAGUCGUUAGUAUUGUACUUCUUAGCAGCGUUUGUGCUCUUCCCAAUUCACAGAAUUAAUGGAGAUGCAAUAACCAAUACGAUUGGCAAGGAAACAGAUAAAUUGGAAAAGGAUUAUGAUUAUGGAGAUGAAUUUGAAAUAACUGGAACGGGACCAGUACCUCAGGUAUUUUGGCCGGAGAACGCCGUAGACUCAAGUGUAAAUAAUGCUGUUUAUGAUGAAGAAGAUAAUGAUAUAUCGGGUGAUGAUGAAAAUGAAAACAUAUCUGAAUGCCCCGAUCUGAAUCCAUGUCAACAAUAUUGUCAGUAUUAUUUGGGUGCUCUAAGUGAUAAUAAACCUGUAUGUUGGUGUAACCCUGGCUAUAUUCUACAACCAGAUAAAACGUCAUGCAAAGAUAUAGAUGAAUGUAAGAAUGGUUUAUGUUUAAAUCAUGGUGUGUGUACCAAUACACCAGGAUCCUAUAUAUGUAAUUGUGACAGAGGUUUUUAUUUGAAUGCAGAAGGGCAGUGUGUUGAUUUACCAGAUUGUAUAGAUGACGAUAUAUGUGGUGAAGGUAGUACUUGUAUGGAAGUUCCUGGUUCCUAUCAAUGUGUUUGUGAUCUUGGUUAUGAAUAUAUCAACGGCAAAUGCAAAGAUAUUAACGAGUGUCUGUUAGUUCAAUGUGGAGAUAGGAAAAUGUGUAGGAAUACAGAGGGUGGUUAUUUUUGUGAAUGUGCACCAGGUUAUCAGGAUGUCUGCGGAAGUUGCCAGGAUGUCAACGAGUGUAGAGAUAGUAGACAUACCCCAUGUCCCAGAGGAAUGUUAUGUUAUAAUACGGAAGGUUCAUAUCAUUGUUUCUGCCCACUUGGUUAUAGACAACAUGGUAACGGAUGUACAGAUAUUAAUGAAUGUGUAGAAGAAGUACAUAACUGUAAUCAUUACGCAUAUUGUGGUAAUGUACCUGGAACGUUUUUCUGUCAGUGUAGUAAAGGUUUUACUGGAGAUGGUGUCAAAUGUUUCGAUGUAAAUGAAUGUGAAAGAAAUAAUGGCGAUUGUGAACAUACCUGUGUGAACUAUCCUGGACAUUAUAGAUGUGCCUGUGAAUCUGGUUUUACUCUAGAUACAGAUGGUAGAUCAUGUAUAGAUGUCAACGAAUGUAAUUAUCACAAUGGGCAAUGCCAACAUAAUUGUCAUAAUCUGGUUGGUUCUUAUUUAUGUAGCUGCCGCCUGGGACAUAAUUUACAUAUCGAUGGUAGAACUUGUGUUGAUAUAAAUGAAUGUUUGAUAGAUAAUGGUAAAUGUUCUGAAAACUGUACAAAUGUCAAUGGAUCAUUUGUUUGUUCUUGUUUUGAAGAUAGAGUUCUCGAUGAUGACUCGGCUUGCAGACCUAUAAGAUCUUGCUAUGAUAAAAAUGGUGGAUGUGAUCAACGAUGCCGUAAUGGAACUGAUGAAACUAUUAUAUGUAGUUGUAGAGAAGGCUACUUAUUAGAUGAUAAUGGAAAAAGCUGUCAUGAUGUAGAUGAAUGUAAGACGUAUAUAAAUGGUGGAUGUGAACAAGAAUGUAUUAAUACGCCAGGAAGUUAUAAAUGUACCUGUUUCAAAGGUUAUAAACAAUUAGUGAAUAAAGAUCACGUUGACAAAUGUGAAGCUAUUUGUGAACCAAAAUGUAAAAAUAAUGGUAAAUGUGUUGCACCUAAUAAAUGUUUAUGCCCUGUCGGUUAUCCAGGACCACGGUGUACCGCUCGAUGUGAGCCAGCUUGUGCUCAUGGUGGAGCAUGUCAUCGUCACAACCAAUGUAUCUGUCAACCUGGCUGGACUGAUCCUGGUUGUCUGACAGCUGUAUGUAGACCGGGAUGUCUCAAUGGUGGUAAAUGUAUAGCACCGAAAACAUGUCAGUGUAAAACUGGCUAUACUGGUUCAAGAUGUGAAACACCUAUUUGUGUACCGGCUAAGCAUAUUGUGCCCCAUAAACGUGAUCCGCUAUUACUAAUUAGAAAUUAUAACCUAAAUUACUACACAAGGCUUUUAAAAAGAUGCAUUUUAAAUUUUAUUUACACUGCAGCUAUUUGUGUACCGGCUUGUAGAAAUGGUGGUAUUUGUCGUCAACCGAAUGUCUGUUUAUGUCAGAAUGGUUUUAGUGGGCCACGAUGUUCUCAAUGUAAGUAA
Patella vulgata (common limpet) is the source of this 2348-nucleotide messenger RNA. Its product is annotated as fibrillin-1. The coding region runs from base 201 to 2348 and encodes 715 amino acids. The record is from RefSeq and is a predicted model, not a curated record. The transcript is spliced from 17 exons. Gene Ontology annotation, molecular function: calcium ion binding. NCBI's taxonomy places the organism in Eukaryota, Metazoa, Mollusca, Gastropoda, Patellidae.